AAAAGCAAAGGUAAGUCAAGUGAGUUUCGAGAUUCGUUGACCGAUCUCACAUACAGAGGGAGAAGCGAUGUCAGACACCGCCGUGUACGGAGGAGCAAUCGACUUGGAGCGAUCUAAGGAGGAGGAAGACGACGACGACUACGAUGAUGACGAAGAAGAGGAUACUUCGCCGGAGGUGACGGCGCAAUCAUCUCCGCGACCGCCGUUGUCGGCGAAUUUCGAGAAAGAUCGGCACUUGCUGUACUUGGAGAUGAUGUACGAGUUGCUUCCGUACCAUUACCAAUCGCAGGAGAUCAAUCGCCUAACACUCGCUCACUUCAUUAUCUCAGGCCUCCAUUUUAUUGGCGCAAGACACCGUGUUGACAAAGAUCUCGUUGCGAAUUGGGUUUUGUCCUUCCAGGCCUUGCCUAGUAACAGAGUUUCACUUAAAAAAGGAGAAUUCUACGGAUUCUUUGGUUCAAGGAGUUCUCAGUUUCCCGUAGAUGAGAAUGGGGAUUUAACUCACAACAACAGUCACCUGGCAAGCACUUACUGUGCAUUGGCCAUUCUAAAAGUCAUUGGUUAUGAUCUCUCGACCAUUGACUCCGAAUCACUAUUGUUGUCCAUGAAAAACCUUCAACAAGAUGAUGGAAGCUUUAUGCCUAUCCAUACUGGAGGCGAGACGGAUCUUCGAUUUGUAUAUUGUGCUGCUGCAAUUUCUGACAUGCUGGGUAACUGGAGUGGAAUGGACACGGAGAUGGCUAAGAACUACAUAUUAAACUGUCAGUCAUAUGAUGGUGGCUUUGGGUUGAUCCCUGGUUCUGAAUCUCAUGGUGGUGCUACUUACUGUGCUAUUGCAUCCCUUCGAUUGAUGGGAUUCAUUGGAGACGAUCUGUUGUCAAAUGAUUCAGGCAGUUCAGUAAUAGACUCUUCUUUGCUCCUCGACUGGUGCCUACAGAGACAAGCCAGUGAUGGUGGGUUUCAAGGUAGGACUAACAAGCGGAGCGACACAUGCUAUGCAUUCUGGAUUGGAGCUGUCCUCAAACUCUUGGGAGCAGAUGCAUUCAUCGACAAAAUUGCUCUGCGCCAAUUUUUACUGACAUGUCAGUCCAAGUAUGGUGGGUUCAGUAAAUUUCCUGGAGCUUUACCGGAUCUGUAUCAUUCAUACUAUGGUUAUACGGCUUUUAGCCUCUUGGAGGAACCGGGCUUGAGUCCUCUGUGCCCUGAGUUAGGGUUACCACUUCUUGAAGCCUCGGGAAUCUGAUGUUUAUUUUUAGAUUGCCCUCAAAGUCAUAUUCUUCUAUAACCAUUGUAACAUAUAUUUCAACAUUGCAAAGAAGAUAAUAUUGUAGUUCGUUCACUAAAAGUCAUUUUUUGCUGUUGGUUUCU
Eutrema salsugineum is the source of this 1368-nucleotide messenger RNA. Its product is annotated as geranylgeranyl transferase type-1 subunit beta. The coding region runs from base 68 to 1243 and encodes 391 amino acids. Lineage: Eukaryota; Viridiplantae; Streptophyta; Magnoliopsida; Brassicales; Brassicaceae. Gene Ontology annotation, biological process: protein geranylgeranylation. The transcript has 11 exons. Gene Ontology annotation, molecular function: CAAX-protein geranylgeranyltransferase activity. The record is from RefSeq and is a predicted model, not a curated record. Gene Ontology annotation, cellular component: CAAX-protein geranylgeranyltransferase complex.